Molecule: messenger RNA, 213 nt
Organism: Dentiscutata heterogama
Lineage: Eukaryota; Fungi; Glomeromycota; Glomeromycetes; Diversisporales; Gigasporaceae
Source: the annotation of a GenBank genome assembly
CUUGAAAGUAUUGUUCUAAUUUAUGUUGGACUUGCCUUUCAACUUUCUCUUUUUGAACCUCCUCACGGAUACAGAGCACUUCAUAAAAUAUUCAAUUGUUCUUCUCCAGUUAGGGGUGGCACAACAAAUUCAUUUUCUAUCUAUUUAACAAGUUCUCAAUUGGCAUUAGAUUAUAGAGAUUCAAUAGAUCUAUUUGCUAUUAGAGCUCUUUAG